Porites evermanni is the source of this 8479-nucleotide messenger RNA. The record is from the annotation of a GenBank genome assembly. Lineage: Eukaryota; Metazoa; Cnidaria; Anthozoa; Scleractinia; Poritidae.
AUGCUUUUUAUUCUUCUUUGUUUCGUGACGUUUAUCGUGGUACUUGUGCAAUUGAGGCUCGUGGCUUCCGUUCGAGGUUAUUCAGGUAAGAGUGUUACUUGCUUUUAAAUAGAUAUUUAAGGAGAAUUCAGUUGUGAGGUCGUCAGAAAACGCGAUUCAAUGGUAUUGGCUGAGGCGAUUGUUAAGUUAGAUCCUACCCUGCCGCUGCUUUGAUCAUGAGACUUUCUCCGCUAUCUUAUGUAUGUAUGACUGGCCAAUCAAUAUAAGCGUAUUCGAAAGUUUUUGGAAGCGGUUUGGUGAGAGUUAGUGCCCAGACUCCCCCCGAACCUUUGCCCUGUUGUCCUUCUUUUGCCCGUAAAUAUUUCCUUCCCAUUAGCAGCCACUAGGUCUCCAGGAAGGAUUACUGAACUGGUGUUACUUUUGAAUCUAGAUACGGAUAACAUCGUAAUAUCUGCCGAUGAUAUCGUAAAGUGUACAAUAACUGCUGUUCAACAUCUAAAAUUUUCAGAUUGUAUGGUUGUCUUACAUGCUGAGGAUUCAAAUCCCAAAUCUAAUUUCUUAUAAACUGAGAAGAAGCUUUUUUCCUUCGCAGAAGACACAUGCCAGGAGCUUGGUCUACAGAAUAUAUCAGCAUUCAAUUAUACCUCGUUCUCGGCAAUAAAAUGCAAGCCACAUAGGUAUAGUGAUUAUCCGUAUUAUAUGGCUGAUAUAUAUAUAUCUGGUUUUCACUUGAUCUUAAGCGAAACGUAAACGACGGAGUCGUAAGCGGAAACGGAACGCUGUUUUCACUAGUUCAUAAGCUCUACGCUUCUGAUUAGGACUCCGACUCCGUCGCUACUGAAAACCAGCCUUUAGGGUGCUUUCGAUUGAUCUAAUUCCGGAAUAAGAAUACGCCAAAGUUUUGUUGCAAAUCUCUUGCACCGUGCUUUUUGGGCCACUACAAUAAUCGGGAUAUCUACUUUUAAGCAUGUUUCUAGUUAUUGCAGAGCAAUGAAAGUCAAAUGAGUGAUUUCAAGAGCUUAUUCUUUUUAGUCUUAUAGACCUCUUUCAUAAUGGCGCCCUAUUAAAAUAUUCUUUUUUAUGUAUAAUAAUUAGCCUUUCUGACCUCGUUUGAAAAAAAUAAUUCUUUUGUAUUUUGCACAUGCUAACGAGGUCAGAAAGGCUAAUUAUCAUACAUAUUUAAAAAUUAUUCUUCGAGCCCUAAUGGGCUGUGAGUCAAUAGCCCAUGAGGCCGAAGGCCGAAUGGGCUAUUGACUCGCAGAGGCCAUCAGGGCGAGAGAAAUAAUUGUUUUAGUAAAAUCCAACUAGUUGGUCAAAAAUAUCAAGACAAAACACGUUUGGCUAGUUAAAGCUAGACUUUAGUCCUUUUUUGCCGCCAAAAAGCAAGCGCUUUUCGCGACUAGUGGGCUAUACCAUAUAGCCUAGUAGUAGCUCAACCAAUCAGAACGCAGCAUUGAUAAUAGACCACUAGUUGGAUGUUACUAAAAAAGAAUAUAAUAAUAAUCGGCCGCCAAUAUGAAAGAGGUCUAUUCCGGAAUACCGUCAGUCGAACACGCCCUUAAUGUAAUACUUCAGAUAGAUAUAUCAUCAUAGGUAGAUCAUUAAUUGCUCCCUUCUUACAUAACUAACAUUUUAUUUAUUUUAUCAUUGCACAAAACAAAGGUCACAGAAAUCAUCCAGUCAGCUUCAUGUCUAAACAACCAAUCACUGGCUGGAUUCUGUAUGCCACGCGACAUCAACCGACUCAAGUUUUAGUUUACGGCAUUAGCUCUCUUAGUGAGCUCUCGGUAACGGUAUACCUAAGCAACUGACGAAGGAUCCAACAUUUUGGUUCCCAAACCGGUCUUGCAGUCAUAGCUAAACAGAGUGUUUACUUUACCAUGACACACUUACAAUCUGGUACCAGAUUGGCCUACACCGGCCUGGCCUACACCGCGGAAAGCUUGGUUCCGUAAUUAAAACUAUGCGGUCUCUUGACUUAAACAAGCAUAUUCUCAACCAGCUACCGAUUGCAGCUUAAUGGAAGGAAAGCUUUCCUUAGGACCUUUUAGUCCUAGUUAGAUCCUUCAACAACAACGCAAUCGUAAGAAAUUUCAUUCUUCGAAGCUUUUUAAAGAUAUGCCGCCAAUUUGAAGGGAAUUUGCAUACGAUCACCUUUUACUAGAACCGCGCUCGACCAGACAUGCCUAUCAUUCUGAUUACAGCGUAACUGAGCCAAUAAACUUUUAUAGUGCUGAUCAUUUCCACUCCUUCUGGCCCGCGAAAGUUGAUCGAAAUCCUGGGAACGUAGAAGCUGUGGACUCGUAGACUUUGUUAAAACUUCGAAAUUAUAAUAAUAUGCUAAUCUUGUCGGUGAAGUGUUUCGCCAAAACAUCACUCCAAACAGCCAGACAGAGCGUUUUUUAUUGUUCACAACGAAAAUUAACAGAGUGAUUUUCCGCGUCAAAUUGGGCAAAUUAGCCUUCAAGGCAAAAUUUUCGGCAAAUCUUACACAUUGUAUCACUAGCUCAUGACCUUCACGCUCAAACAAGAUCAAUUAGAUGUCCGCACACAACAAAGGUCAUAGAAAUCAUCCAAUCAGAUUGGAAGGAGUGCUGUUAUAUAGAUAACUUCGAAAGUAUGUUGUAGAAAGUUGAUCAGAAAGUGACGUUGGAUAAAAAUCCGUUGUCUCGGAGACGAUCGAUUUUAGCCGAUUUUAGGCGGCGAUUUCCUGCUUCUCAGAAGAUUUUAUGUACUGUUUGGUGCCGUGUUUAUAUUUAUAUUUUUAUCUCAGAGUGAAAGAGAUCUGUUAGUUCAUACCUGGAUUCGCAUUAACCAAAAAAAAUUCGUCCAUCAGAAGUGUUUGAUGGACUUUAUUACCGGGCAAGGUUGGGCAGCGCGAACAAAGAUCUUGCAUCGUCUCUCGUAACAAUUUUUUCAUCGACAAGUUUAUAUUUUUUUGCAAACAGUGCCUGUUUGUAAUCCUUAUGCGCAAAUAAAUCUUCUAUCAGCCAAGGGAAGAACAGACCGAAAGUGCCGACAGCUACAGCAUAAUGGGAAUUUCACCGAGGCUACGGCCGCAGAAAUAGCUUGAACCACAUUCUUGUGAUCUUGCGUUCAUUGAAGCGAGCGCAGUGUAUCGGUUUUGUUAUAAGCCUAACCUUACAGUUUUAAAAUCCUGUAUAUAUGGUUGUCUAGAUCUUUGAUAAUGUGUUUGUGUUUUGGUAGCGAUUUAUAACAAUUCAUUCUCCGUCAUUUCAAACGUAAAGUGUUAGAAAUAUUGAAUAUGAAUAAGAAAAAUGUUAUUGCUCGAUUUCUUAUCUUAAACCCGUUACCAAUCAUUUACGAUUUUUAGCGAAAUGGUCACAUGACAUAUCACGUGACUUAUUAACACAAUAUUUAUAGUUUAAAAUGUUAAGGACUAUGAGUUCUUUAUGUGUGCCAAAUUUUGAUUCAGCUUCCUAAUCUGCGCCGAAGUUAUAGCCAAGAAACCCCUUAGUCCCAGGCCUUAAAGUGCCCAUCACCUAAAAUUUUAUAUUUUCUUAUCUGAAACUAUACCUUAUUAAAGUAACUUCUGCGAAAAAAAAAAUUUUCGGAUUUGAACAAAACGCGAUUUUUUAACCAAUUUUUGAAGUCUGCAUUUUUGUGGUACAUGCGCGCCGCUGAUCACGCAAACUAGCAGGUUCACAUAUGACGUCAUGUGACGUAAAUUAAGGAACUCGCAUUACCUUGCCUUCACCCCCACCUUCACCAGCAAGUUUUUCGCAAAAGUUAUUUUAAUAGGGUGUAGUUUCAGAUAAGAAAAUAAAAAAUUUUAUAUGAUGGGCACCUUGAGCUACUUGAGUUGGAGAUGCGGCCAACUGUCUCUCAACGGACACCUCUAUAUAUGUAAGUCACGCCCCUGAAAUGAACACUUAGAGUUGGACCCUACCAUUCUUCGGCCAUUUUGUUUGCUCGGUAAAGCGCGGAGACUUCUCCUAAGAUGGACACAACAUUUUCUGUCCUAAUGAUGUCCCUCUUAGAGCGAGUUGACUAUACCUUAUAGUAUUCAUUUUCACUUAUACUUUUUACUAGACCGAGUAGAGUCGGAUGUGCACAAGCCUAUAAAUAUUACGGACGCCCAGGGCACAUUGAACACCGAAAAUGUGACGAGACUCGUCACCCUGACAUAUGUUCGUUUAAAGAAACAAAGUCUGGAAAUCACGGACUGUUAUGUAACGCCGAGGUUUGUGUGUCCUCGAAUAUCACCAUAGGCUCUGUGAAUGCGGCAAUGGGCAAAGUCACUGACUGGAUUCCUACAUCCAAGGUGACAAUAACUGGAACUGUACAAGAAGCCGUAAAAACAAACCAAAAAAACGGCUUUGGCUUUUUGUACAUAAAGUGUGGGAAUAUUCUUCAGUCACUCAUCUUUCCACCGAUCCUAAAGAAAGUCGAAAAUGACAGCGAGAGAAACAACAUAAAUGUUAACGUGGUUGUGCUGGACUCUGUGGCAAGACCGCAUUUUUAUCGAAUUCUGCCAAGAUCAGUGGCGGUACUUCGCAGGAUUGCACAAGAUCCCGAUAUCAAGGCGACUGCGUUGGAUUUUGAGUUGUUCCAGAGUGUUGGUCAACAGAGUUUUGACAACCUGAGGCCCUUCUUUUCUGGUGUUAUCAAAGGUAAACGUUACGGAGUGUCCGUAUCAUUCAGGCCCCGUUUAUAUGGAGAUAACAGGUCCCGGGAAAAAGGGUAAGUCAUUUUUCUUACAUUUCCAUGCAAAACGCGGAGAACCGUUCACAUGAGAAGCGUUGAAUAAACAGUUGGCGACCCGCUCGCCUUCUUUUCCGAUGAAAGGGUCACCCCUCCCUCCCCUCCCCCCCCGCCCCCAUAUAAACUUUGGCUCGCCUAGCCGGGCCAAUUCAUUUAACGCGCAGGGCAUGCGCUGUCGCUGUUUUUUGACAAUCAGAGCAUGCACGAUCACUGUUGGCUCGGGCAAAGAUGUUCACUUUUUCUCUUAUAAGUUGAAACGGCUUUUUCAUAGGGAGCUUAAGCAACGGCGACGGCAACGAUAACGUCAAAAAGCAAAACAUUAAAAAGUUUAUACAUGCAGCACACUUUUGGUACAUUACUUUGCCUUAACUUUACGGCCACCAGGUCCUUAUGCGACGUUUUAUGGACGAAGAUUUUUUCUCUUUCCAAUCUCGGAUGCGGUAUCCAAGAAUUCGACUCCAGAGAAAUUCACACUGACUUUCAAUCACGAGUUGUAACAAUUGCGAUAAUUCUUCUCCAAUUGCGAUAAUUCUUCUCCAUAUUUCUUCAUAUGAUACGAGAGCGGAAUUCAAUAAUUGUUUUAUUAUUCAAAAGACAUUCAAAAUAAUUCCUAGUUUAAAAACAUAGCUAAAACAUACCUACUUCCAUCGAUGUUAAGUUCACCUUCGAUAGUGCACAUUUAGGGUUGUUCAGCUCUGCAAAUAUUCUCCAAAUAGCAGAUGUCGCCCUUCUAGUUGUCUUCUUGCUUUUCGUGCCAUGUUUUUAGCUAUUAUUUUGCCUAGUUCUUACUCUUGAAACGAGUGAAAUGUCCGCCAUUUUUGUCUUCACAUAAACAACUUGAUUAAUCGCAAAAUUCUUCCAAAUUUGGUCAACAGCAGCUGUUUAUGGUGAAUUAUGCGUGUGGUUUUAACCAAUCAGAAACGGGGAAAUAUUUUGAAUGAAUAAUAACAUUAAUUAAUCCCCGAAGAUGACAUUUACAAUUCAAAUGGAAUGUGAAAAAUGACGUUGUCGCUGCCGUCGCCUUCGUCGUUGGGCUAGAGCUUCCUACUGGCUGGUUUUAUUAGCGAUGUUGAAGGCAAAGCCAUGGAGGGAAGGGUGUUGGAUUGUCAGUUGUCAGUAAAAUUUCCUAUGUUGCUUUUUCAUUGUUGUUAGAUGUCCAGGCUGAGCCAUCUGUAAAAAGUGUCAUUUAUUUGUUUAUUUAUUAUAAAAAAAAACAACAACAACAGCGGGUGCAAACGAACGGACCCAAGCUCCCCACAUGCCUAGUCCGUGUGCGGCUUCUUUCCAGGGCUAUUCGGUCAACGCAUUUCGAAGGCGUAUCCGAGACGAACACUCGAUCGGACCACGUGACCCGAAAGGCAUAGGCUGCGCGGGUAAUAAUGAGGCCUAGGGACUAGGGACUAGGCAGGGUUCCUACCAGGUCAUCGACCCUAUAAACCGCAAUAAACUUUUCGCGUUCGUCCAUGGGAACUGCUAGAAAUACUUCUUGUUUCAUCAGUUCAUUUAAUCGCAAGCUUGUUGUGCGUAGUACAAAUAACCUUAAAAACAUGAAAUUGCACUUUUUUUUUGUUUUUCUUCGGAUACUCUGGAUACUCUGGAUUUCCAAAUUUUCCCCUCAAAAUCACACACUUCCCCGUUCCAAUUGGCCUUUUGCAGUUCAGCUUGACCCAGAGAUACAAAGGGCCUUUCGGAUGUGCAACGUACGGAAAGUUCUUAAACGGGCCCUUACAAGCUCCUAGUAGUUUCGUGGGAAAGUAAAUUGCAUAUUGUGGCCUUUUAGUUCCAUUUAGAUUUAAUACAACACUGUUUUUUCUUCUUCUAUAGAUGACAAUGAAAUCAGUGACAGAGCAAAGACCGCAAAGGACCCUCUGGGGGUAGAAGUGUUGUUUGGAGCCUUCAGUAAAUGGGGCUACCAGACUCUCUUCCAAGAAGAUCUUUGUUGGUAUGACUACUGGGGUAUGGCAUUGACGGACCAUCAAGUAAGAGCAAGCCCUAAUGGAGAUACUGAAUUUGAAGACAGGUACCUUUGUAAAUAUACUACAUAAGUUUAGAGAGGAAGGUACCAAUAUUAUGAAAUAUUCGGAAAAAUAAUGGGGCCUUAGAAUUUAGUCCACUUAUAAAGGAAACGGUAUCUUUUUUAUGUUAGGGACGUUAAGUGAAUCGCUACGGCGACCACUAUUACAUCCUCGGAGACCCAGUGGCAGUCAGUCAGGUCGAGAGAAAAGGCGCGACGAAAGAAACUUUCGUCGCGCCUUUUCUCUCGACCCGACUGACUGCCCCUGGGUCUCCGAGGAUGCCUCUAUUACGGCGGUCGUGGAUACGGAGUCCUGGGGAGAGCACGUUCAAGAGACACCACCGUAGUCCGCCACCUUUAACAAAGAGGCACCCAAACAGUGACUACGGGAUUUUUCGCUCAUUCACUUUCGCUGUAGGCAGGGAAGACGUAAUUACUGGAAAACCAGACCGGGCGUGAAAUACUUUCUUGAUAAAGUGAAAAAAAAUCUGCGCAUGAUAGCUUUUCAAACCAGUGCUAGUUAAAAUAGGAGAAAGGUCGAAUUUUAUACUCACAUAGUAGUGACUUCGCCACAAGACAGGUCUUCACCAGGGCGGAUAAAGGUUCCAACCUUUAUCCGCCCUGUUAAUUUCCAAGCAUGCGCACUGCGCUGUUUUUGAUCUUUUUACUUCCGGCCACCGCGGUAGAGGUCGCCGUAGCGAUUUGCUUCAAGACCCUACUAUAAAGUUAAAACUUAAGUCAAACCCUGUAACAUGGACACUGAAGGGCCAUAGAAAUUUUGCGUAUUAACGGGGUGUCUGUAUUGAGAGGGAAUCCAUAACGCAGGUUUUGAGUGUAUAGUUAGUUGUUUGCUUGUUUGUGUUUUUUCUUAGAUUGUCAAAUUCAGUUCCGACUUUUUUGAUAGCUGUUUCAGUGCAUACGAUUAUUUGGGUGCUACUACGGGAAAAAUUGUAUUUGGUGCACAAUCAAAGUGCCCAUAACCUAAACCAUGUUCUUUAAUUUCUUAUCUGAAAGUACACACUACUAAGAGAGCUUUCCGUUGACGAAAAAAAUUGCGAUUUGAAGAAAACGUGAUUUUUUUAACGAAGUUUUUUGGUGUGUUGCUUUAAUGUCUACGUUAAAGGUGCUACUAUGAGAAAAAAUGUAUUCUGUUGCAGAUGGAGGGAAUUCCAAACCCGAGUGAGUACAAAGCAUAUUGACGACUUUGGCCUGACACAUUUUUCCUGCACAGUACUUAAAAAAUACAGCAUGACAAACCAUUACGAGACUCCACCUCAGGUUUGUCUAAACGGAGAGUUUUACAGCCAGUAUUUUCUGGAUUACAUAACGAAAGUUUACUCUGCCAUGAACAGAGACAAAAAGGCCAAAUCGAUGCUGUCCUUUAUGCACUUUAACACUGGACACGAGUAUACUGGGGUACGAAUGAUCAACAUGGAUGCCAACUUGGCAAAGUUCUUUGUGAACAUGAUAGUUCAGAGCCCUGACACUCUUACUGUGAUAUUUUCCGACCAUGGCAGCAGGAAUACUCAGUAUAGUUAUACUGACGAAGGGAGAAGAGAGACUUUUGAUUCGUUCCUGUUUAUGAUAAUUCCAGACCAAGUGGCUGAAAAGCUAGGUCAUCAGCGAAUGACGGCCCUGGUUGAAAACCAAAAGCGUCUCUUUACGUUGCUGGACCUACAUAGAGCACUUGUGUCUUUAAACCAUCCUGAACUAAGAGCUCCCAGAAUUCCAUGGCAGUAG